ACAAGAAGACGUGUACAUGCAGUUUAAAUGUAGACUCCUUUAAGGACCCAGCUGUUUGUGUAGUUCUCAGGGUCAGCUCUGUGCAGAGAUGAGUCCCACGAGCAAUCAUCAAUGGCUUUUUCUUUCUAUUCUGAUCUUGCUGGUUGUAUCCUUCGGUGCUCAUUUUUCAGAAGGAGUAGAUACCAUUUACGCCGGCCAAUCUCUCUCGGGGAAUCAAACGAUAACCUCCCAAGGAGGAGUUUUUGAAUUGGGCUUCUUCACACCAGGUAACUCUUGGAAUUAUUACAUUGGCAUAUGGUACGUAUGGCCGCUACCCACCAAAACAGUGGUUUGGGUAGCCAACAGGAAUCGACCUGUCUCUGAUUCAUCUUCUUCAGAGUUAAAACUGUUUGAAGAUGGAAACCUAGUCCUGCUAGAACAAUCCAAGACUCGUAUUUGGUCGACAAACUCAUCGACCUCAAGCUUCGGUAAUUCAACCGUGGCUAUGCUUCUUGACAAUGGAAAUUUUAUUGUUAGAGAUGCAUUGGAUUCCGCUAAUGUGAUAUGGCAGAGUUUCGAUUACCCAACUGACACGUGGUUGCCCGGCGGGAAGGUUGGAUACAGCAAUGUUAGAAAGCAGAAACAAUUUCUGACUUCCUGGCAAAGCUGGGAAAAUCCAGAACCAAGUCUCUUUUCUCUUGAGGUAGAGCCAAGCUCAAGCAACAUAUUGGUGUGGAAUGGUUCAAAUAUGUACUGGAAUAGUGGGGUGUGGGAUGGGAGAGUUUUCAGCUCUGUUCCUGAAAUUGCAAGUGACUACUACAUAAAAAAUGUCACGUAUGUUGUGAAUGAGAAUGAAAGUUAUUUCACCUAUGAGGCUGGAUUCCCCACUGCUCUCACUAGAUUCGUGGUCGACGUGACCGGGCAGAUCAAGCAAUUUGUAUGGCGAAAAGACUCCACUUACUGGCAGUUGUUCUGGACUCGACCCACAUUGCAGUGUGAAGUUUAUGGUUUCUGUGGUGCAUUUAGUAGCUGCAGCCAAACCGCUCAAGUCUGCAGUUGCAUUCAGGGAUUUGAACCAAGGACCCCGGCAGAUUGGCAAUUGGAAGAUUUCUCGGAUGGCUGCAUAAGACAAAGUCCUUUAGAGUGUGCAAAUGGACGAAAUGACACAUUUUCCCUGGUGUCAAACACCCUUUUUCCUGGGAAUUCACAGUCCCUAGCAGCUGGGAAUUUUGAUGAGUGCCAACUAGCUUGCUUGAGAAACUGUUCAUGCACUGCUUUUGCAUCCGAUGAUGGGUGCUUUAUUUGGAAUGGGGCUCUAUUGAAUCUGCAGGAACUCUCAUCUGGAAAAGACCUUUAUGUUAGAGUUGCAAAAUCUAAGCUGGUGGUCCCCGGGGUUAACUCAAGUAAGGGCGGCAAGACAGAGAAAAAGACUGCCUGGAUUGUUCUUGGAGCGGUCUGUUUCUUCUUCGCCUUCCUUGGCGGUAUCUCGAUGAUCAUUUGGAGGAAAAGGCAAACAGCCACGGCGACUACCUUUGAGGCUGCCGAGGACUCCUUGCUUGUGUUCAAGUUCCGGGAUAUUCGUGCCGCAACAAAGAACUUCUCGGAAAAGCUCGGGGAAGGCGGUUUUGGUUCUGUUUUCAGAGGGACAUUGCCAAACUCAAGUGCGGCAAUAGCAGUGAAAGUGUUAAAAACCCAGAGGCAAGAAGAGAAGCAGUUUCGUGCAGAAGUGAACACCAUUGGGAUGAUUCAGCACAUAAACCUAGUCCAUCUUCGAGGCUUUUGCGUCAAAGGAACACAAAGGCUUCUCGUUUACAAUUACAUGCCAAAUGGUUCCCUGGAGUCUCACUUGUUUAAGAAGGGUUCAAAUAUUUUGGACUGGAAAGCGAGAUACAACAUAGCAAUUGGGACUGCUAGAGGCUUGGCUUAUCUUCAUGAAAAAUGUAGAGACUGCAUCAUACACUGCGACAUAAAGCCUGAGAACAUACUGUUAGAUGCUGUUUACAACCCAAAAGUGGCUGACUUUGGCCUGGCAAAGCUCGUGGGAAGAGAGUUCAGCCGAGUUCUGACAACCAUGAGAGGAACCAGAGGCUACCUGGCCCCAGAAUGGAUAUAUGGAGAUGCCAUCACCCCAAAAACCGAUGUUUUUAGCUACGGUAUGAUGUUGUUUGAGAUCAUAUCAGGAAGAAGAAACAUAGAAGGGUUGGAGGGUGAAGUGGUGGAGUACUUCCCAUAUCAAGUAUCGUCUAGAUUGAUGAAUAGAGAGGAAAUUCUCGUGGCAUUGUUGGAUCAUAGAUUACAGGGUAAUGCUGAUGUUGAAGAGCUUAGUAGAGCUUGCAAGGUUGCUUGUUGGUGCAUUCAGGAUGAGGAGAAGGAUAGGCCAAGCAUGGGGCAAGUUGUCCAAGCUCUAGAGAAAGUUCAACCAAUUGGAAUCCCUCCCAUUCCUAGGUUUCUCCAAGGUAUCAUGGAUGACAUAAAAUAAACCUUUGUGUUUCAACACACGUCAUCGUCUGUUACCUCAGUCAAAUUUUUAUAAGUUCAUGUGAUGUGUAUUUGACAUUUUUAAUUUUUGUUUCAAGUCGUCAUAUGGAACACAUGCACUUUCGUUUCUAAAACUACUUUUUCUUCUAUAUUUUUAUUUUCAAUAAAUUGAGUAAAAAUGGCAUUCCAAUGCGUACUUUUUAGCACAAGAACUAUUUUCAUAGCCUAAUGUGACAUUUUUAAUUAUAAAAGAACAAUUCUAAAUUUACUUAUUUUUUAACAUAAAAAUUGUUUCGUGAUUAGUCUUGAUCAAUGUUUCAAAACAAAGGAUUCUGGUUCUGGAACCGAAACCAAACCAUCCAUACCCCUAUGGUUCCGAUUUCGAUUUGAACUGAAAUUAUAGUAUAUUACAAAUCCUAAAAUGUUCAAUAGAAAUCGUUUUGAACUAAUUUUAAGAGUGGUUUCAGAAAAAUAUUUAGCCGAAGGAUUUAAAGUAUUUUGACAAUAAUUAACAACUCUUAUUUUUUCACAAAAACUAAAAAUAAAAUAAAAGUUCAGUAAAAAUCAUUUUAACUAUUUCUUUUCUAUCUUUUCCUCAUAAUAAACAAAAAGAGAAAAGGGAUUAGAAGUUGGAAAUCUGAUUACUUGAGAUUAUGUCUUGCCAAGACCCACUUGAGUCUCAUAUCCACCAUCAUCUUAGUCUUGAGUUGUUGUCCAUAAUAGUUGCAAAUAACUUGUAUAGAACUAUUUGUUAAAUAAAU
Molecule: messenger RNA, 3218 nt
Organism: Diospyros lotus (date-plum)
Lineage: Eukaryota; Viridiplantae; Streptophyta; Magnoliopsida; Ericales; Ebenaceae
Product: G-type lectin S-receptor-like serine/threonine-protein kinase At2g19130
Exons: 1
Coding region: 89-2458 (789 amino acids)
Biological process (GO): protein phosphorylation; recognition of pollen
Molecular function (GO): protein serine/threonine kinase activity; ATP binding
Source: RefSeq, a predicted model, not a curated record